GCCAGAAGCUUCGCAUUGCCUGUUCUGGUAACAUUCUUAAUUCGAAAGGUGUCACUAUCCUUCGAUCAAUUGAUCAAUCGGAUCCCCUUGAUGUCUAAUGAGCUUCCCACGUGGUCCCACAUAUGAUGUCAUUCUCUUUCGCGUCAAUUUUUCAAUAUGUAGUUGUCACCGGUGUCGCGUACGUGCUCAUCAUUGCUCCACUUACCAAGACGCUCUUUGGCAUUGGCCAGCAUUCCUAUGAUGGCCUUGAUGAUAACGUUGAUAUUUCCGCUUCUAAGUUAAGAAAUAUUGUUAUACCGGACCCGGCGCUUCAAUGCCCUGAACAUGGGUAUAAGACACGCAUUCUCGCGAGGAGCCCACUGGUCAUAUACAUCGAGAAUUUCUUGAGUGAGAAGGAGGUGGAGCACCUGAAAGAGCUUAGUGAGCCAUUCUACCACCUCUCCACGGUCACAACAUCCCCAACAAAUACAACAUACGAUCCCAGCAUCCGCCGGUCACACAAAGCCAAACCACCGCGAACGCAGAUUGUGAGAUGCAUCGAAGCCCGCUCCCGAGAGUUCCAAGGCCCGCACCCCUCAAUAUUCACCGAACAUCUUUGGACUCAAAAGUACCACCCCGGUGGCCACUAUCGUCACCACUACGACUAUGGCAGCGCAUCACGCCGCUCCGGGCGUGUUUCCAGUUUCAUGGUUUGGUUGCAAGCACCUGAACGAGGUGGAGGAACAGAGUUUCCCCGUUUGGAGCAUCCUUGUAGAGGAAGCAGGGAUAGUAUUGAACGGCGCGAGUGGUGUCGGUUCAUAGACUGUCCCGUAGAAGAGAGACAUGGGACAGGGCAAAGGGAACAGGAGGACAUCGGAGUAACAUUCAAGCCGAUCGCGCGUAAUGCCGUGUACUGGGAGAACUUCGAUGUUGACAUGGGCACACCGUACGAAGAAGUAUGGCACGCCGGGCUGCCCGUCGAUGAAGGUGUGAAGAUCGGAUUGAAUAUCUGGAGUUGGUUGCAACGUGGCUACAUACCCACAGACGCAGACCGAAUUGCCAUGGAAGACAACGAUCCAGCAGUAGAGCUAGCUAGAGAUGCAACGGAAAUGGUAAGUGGAGAGAAGGCUGAAUAG
Molecule: messenger RNA, 1115 nt
Organism: Pseudovirgaria hyperparasitica
Lineage: Eukaryota; Fungi; Ascomycota; Dothideomycetes; Acrospermales; Acrospermaceae
Exons: 3
Coding region: 123-1115 (330 amino acids)
Biological process (GO): peptidyl-proline hydroxylation to 4-hydroxy-L-proline
Cellular component (GO): endoplasmic reticulum
Molecular function (GO): iron ion binding; procollagen-proline 4-dioxygenase activity; L-ascorbic acid binding
Source: RefSeq, a predicted model, not a curated record